AUGCAAUUCAACAUCCUCCUCACCCUGUCCGCCCUGAUGGCUCUGAGCAGCAACGCCGCAGCUCAACCCCCUGUCCGCCUCAAUGGCCUCGGUGCACCAAGCCAAGGGUUCCCAUCUAGCCAAACUCCAGGCCCGUCCAGCACGCCAACUCCCACCCCAGUGAAGGGACUAGCCACGCCAACCCCAUUCCCCUCUUCAACACCUGUCUUUUCCACCCUAGUACCACACAUUGCUCCCUCCAAGACACCUAGCUCGUCCAUCGGGGUACCGCACCCUAGCAUCUCGCCUUUCUAA
Messenger RNA from Penicillium hordei, 294 nucleotides. RefSeq lists its product as uncharacterized. The coding region runs from base 1 to 294 and encodes 97 amino acids. NCBI's taxonomy places the organism in Eukaryota, Fungi, Ascomycota, Eurotiomycetes, Eurotiales, Aspergillaceae. The record is from RefSeq and is a predicted model, not a curated record. The transcript has a single exon.